Messenger RNA from Laccaria bicolor S238N-H82, 435 nucleotides. RefSeq lists its product as uncharacterized. Bases 1 to 435 code for a protein of 144 amino acids. The record is from RefSeq and is a predicted model, not a curated record. The transcript has a single exon. NCBI's taxonomy places the organism in Eukaryota, Fungi, Basidiomycota, Agaricomycetes, Agaricales, Hydnangiaceae.
AUGCGCCGGGAACGCAUCCGUUCGACGCCCUCCUGGAGAGGUACCGGAAAGCGUCGUGACUGCGCUUUUGUCGUCGAGGAUGAAUCAAAACCGGGAUUUCGAGGAAUGAGUGCUGUGCGCGUACUCCUCCUUUUCUCUUUCACAUACAACGACACUACCUACCCCUGUGCCCUCGUCGAAUGGUUCAAGAAGGUCGGCCGCUCUCCAGACAAGAUUACUGGCAUGUGGAAUGUUGUUCCAGAGUGCACGCGUAAUGGAGAACGGCUGACCACUGUGAUACAUUUGGACUCUGUCCUCCGCGCCGCACAUCUCAUCCCCGUCUUCGGCCGCCAAUACCUUCCUCCCCAUUUUUCACACACCUGGUCCCUCGACGUCUUCGAAGCCUUUUACGUGAACAAGUAUGCAGACCACCACGCAAAUGAGAUUUGUUUUUAG